Sclerotinia sclerotiorum 1980 UF-70 is the source of this 792-nucleotide messenger RNA. RefSeq lists its product with no specific name. Lineage: Eukaryota; Fungi; Ascomycota; Leotiomycetes; Helotiales; Sclerotiniaceae. The record is from RefSeq and is a predicted model, not a curated record. The transcript has a single exon. The coding region runs from base 1 to 792 and encodes 263 amino acids.
AUGACUUGCCGAUCGCAGCUUAGGCUCUACAGCAAACUACCAGUAUUACAAAAUGCAGUAGUCACAUUAUCAUUUGAUGAUGCCACGAAUAGUACUUUGGAGGAACUUCACGAAGCAUUACCCCCAUGGCUCCGAAUGCCAUCCCACGAAGUUAAACUCUUUGACAUCAUACUAGACCAUAACUCACCGGAAAUACAAGCCCAGAGGGUACAAAAUAUUGCCAAGAAUAUGGUAAAAUUCGACAUUAGCGAGGUUAAUUCAAGACUAGAAUGCCCCAAUUUCCUGAUUCGCGUCACCAGAAGAACGGAUUGGAAUAGGUACUAUGACAAUCUGUACGAGCAAUUUAAACGAUCUCUACUAGUCCCAAGUAACCAUUUACCACGCGGGCCCGAUAUUGAGUUUCUAUGCAAUAUUGCGGAACAUGAUAAAGUUGAAUUCAGUACGAGACUCGAGCGACAAUUUCCUCGCGGCAUAAACUUUGGUGCUGUGAAAAUGUUGAACAUAUACAAGGACCAUGAUGGAAAGAGACAAAAAAGCAGCUUUUAUGUUGGUGCCAAGAGAAGCAUUCUUGACGAUUCAAAUCCCUUUGCGUGGGGGCUACCUAUCCCAAUUCCAAUCCCGACUGGCGCUAUUGGUGGAGCUGCUGCUGGUUCUGCCAUGGAAGGGAGUCUCGAGGGAUCUUCAAAAGUUAUCGAUGAAGGGACUGGUGACGGUAGUGGGGAUGGUGGGGAUGGAGGUGGAAGUGUAGUUGAAGGUAUUUCUGAUGGUUUUGAUAUUACCGAUAUUUUUUGA